CGCGCAGCAGCAGCGCGGUACGCCCCCAAGUGCCCCGCGCAGGAGCUGGCCGUCAGCAAACUCUUCGGGAUCGUCUCCUGCUCCCACUUUGUCUUUUCUUUCUUCGGAGGUUUGCUGCUGGACUCUGUGGGGCCGCGGCUGACAGCAGCAGCAGGUUUGCUGGCAGCACUGGGGGGCUGGCUGCUGCUGGCGCUGUCUUCUGCUGCAGCAAAUGGCUUUGUUGCUGCUGCAGUGCUUAUUGGGGCUGGGGUGGACACCGCCUUUUUGCCGUGUCUCUCUGUGGCACAGCUUUUCCCCAGCCGCAGCAGCAGCACAAUAUCUGUCUUCGGCUGCUGCAGGGCUUUGUCCUUUUUGCUGCCGCUUGCUGUUCGUGCUGCAGUGGUGCAGCAGCAAGUUGCCACCUGCCGCCAGGCCCUGCUGCUCUACGCCUGCUUCUGCUUCGUUUUUUGUCUCUUUGUUGCUGUCCUUUUUUUGCCCCCGAAGCCCUUUACUGGCCCGCAGCAGCAGAAGCAGCAGCAGCAGCAGCUGCAGCAGCAGCAGCUGCAGCACGAGGGCUGGGUGGUGGAGGUGCAGCAGCAGGAAACGCCGUCCCAGGGGGACCGCCCCACGCUGAGCGCCGCAGAAACGGGAGAAAGCUGCGAACUUGCAGCAGCAGCAGCAGCAACGGCAGCAGCAGCAGCAGACUCUCCCCCCUCACCGCUGCCAGUGCCCUCAGACGUAGCAGCAGCCACAGCAGCAGCACCAACAUCAGCACCACCAGCAGCACCAGCAGCAGCAGAAGCAGCACCAGCACCAGCAGCACUAGCACCAGCAGCAGCAGCGGCACCGGCGCUAUCACCAGAACCAGCAGCAGCAGCAGCAGCAGCACCGGCGCUAUCACCAGAACCAGCAGCAGCAGCAGCAGCAGCAGCAGCAGCAGCAGCAGCAGGUCCGAGCCUGCGGUCGGAGUGCUGCUCGAGUUUGUACUUGCCGCUGCUGCCUUACUUUUGCUUCACAGUGACGAACGCUGUGGGGUUUGCUCCUGCUGCGCUGCACCUGCUGCCAGCAGCUUACGAGUUCAGCCAAGUUGCAAUAACCCUUUCUUUUCUUUUUAGUCCCCUUUUUGGGGUUUUGGCGGACCUUUUGGGGGUUUUGCCGGUGAUGUUUGUGGUGAGCAGCUGCGGGCUGCUGAGCUACGUUUGCUGCUGCUUCCCGCUGCUGCCUGCUGCAGCGCUGCUGCAGCACGCCUCCCCGCUGCUGUUCGCGCUGCACUGCUCCUUCUUAAUGAGCCAGCUCUACGCUUUUGCUGCUGCUAACUUCUCCCCACAAAACACUGGCAAACUUGUGGGGUUUGUGUCUGCUGCUGCUGGUCUUUUUUCCCUUUUGGGGGCCCCCCUGAGGGCCCUCGCGCUGCAGCACGGCUUCCUGCUGCUCUGCUACGUUGCUGUUGCCUUCGGCCUCGCCAACUACUUCAUGCUGCUGCUGCUGCUGCUCGCCUCCAGGCGCAAACGCCGCCAACAGCGACAGCAAGCCCUGCUGCAGCAGCAGCAGCAGCUGCAGCUGCAGCAAAGCGCGCGGCAGCCAGCCGGCGGCCCAGCCAGCAAAGGCCCGUACUCGACGGACCUUGAGGUCUAG
Molecule: messenger RNA, 1614 nt
Organism: Eimeria tenella
Lineage: Eukaryota; Apicomplexa; Conoidasida; Eucoccidiorida; Eimeriidae
Exons: 1
Biological process (GO): transmembrane transport
Molecular function (GO): transmembrane transporter activity
Source: RefSeq, a predicted model, not a curated record